AUGGAGAACAAGGGUUCAAGUUCAAGAGCAUCUGGGGCGUCACCAACUGAGCUAUUCAUCUCGGUGGCGAAUGUGGUGCGGAUCAUUCAGUGUGUGGUACCGCCAUACGGAAAGAUUGAUGGUGAUGCGAAGGAGAUUGUUCAACAUUGUGUCUCGGAUUUCAUUGGCUUGAUAGCUGCCGAAGCUAACCUGCUUUGUCAAAGUGAGAGUCAUAAGACGAUUAUCGCCGAUGACAUUCUACGGGCUAUGGCCACACUAGGGUUUAAUGAUUAUGUUAACGCACUUUCCUUUUACAUUUCCCGUUAUCAUGAGACGGAGUCGUUGGGGAUAGCCGUCGUUGGGGAUGGCCGUCUCAUUUGA
Molecule: messenger RNA, 360 nt
Organism: Impatiens glandulifera
Lineage: Eukaryota; Viridiplantae; Streptophyta; Magnoliopsida; Ericales; Balsaminaceae
Product: nuclear transcription factor Y subunit B-1-like
Exons: 2
Coding region: 1-360 (119 amino acids)
Biological process (GO): regulation of transcription by RNA polymerase II
Cellular component (GO): CCAAT-binding factor complex
Molecular function (GO): protein heterodimerization activity; DNA-binding transcription activator activity, RNA polymerase II-specific; RNA polymerase II cis-regulatory region sequence-specific DNA binding
Source: RefSeq, a predicted model, not a curated record